AUGGCGGCUCCUUUGGCAAACUUCGAUGAGGACUGGCAGGAUUUUAACGAGUUUAAGCCGUCCCAGGAGUCCGAGCAACUCACCUCCAAUGCGAGCGACUCCAUCAGCACUACCGCCUCGGGCCUAGACGACUUCUCCGACCUGGACAACAGCUUCUGUGGGGAGAUCUGCAGCUUCAAAUCCAUGGAGGAUCUCGUCCAUGACUUUGAUGAGAAGCUGACUGUGUGUUUCCGAAAUUUCAACUCUGCCACAGAAAACUUAGCGCCCGUUAAACCCAUAACAGAGGACAACUAUCUGAAGGAUGACGAGGUGUGGAAUGCUCUCACAGAUAACUAUGGAAAUGUGAUGCCAGUGGACUGGAAGACUUCGCACACUCGCUCCCUUCAUCUCCCCACCCUCAACCUCAUCGAGCCAGAGAAACUAGACAACCAGUCUCUGGACCUGUCUGAUGAUGAGGACCUGAGGGAACAGAUGGACAUGCAUUCUAUUAUUGUCUCCACCAUCAGCGAUGAGCCGCUCUUCACUGCUGAUCAGGUGAUCGAGGAGAUUGAGGAGAUGAUGCAGGAGUCUCCAGACCCGGAGGACGAUGAGAGUCCGUCCCACUCCGACCUGUCCAUGCUCUCACAGGACCUCCAGGGGCUGCGGAGGUCAGGCUCCAACACCAGCUACGAGGAUCGGUUACGACAGCUGUCUGUGUCUGAGCUGACUGAAACCCUGGAGGAGGUGGAGUCGACCAUCCGCCGCUUCAGUGAAGAGCUGAUCCAUGCGCUGGCCCUUCGAGACGAGCUGGACUACGAGAAAGAGGUAAAGAACACCUUCAUUUCGUUGUUGAUCGACGUCCAGAACCGGCAGAAGGAGCACCGGGACCUGCUGCGGAAGAGGAAGAAGGUCCGAAGCACAGUAACCACAGGGCCCAACGGACAGAGGAGAUCCAGCUCUCACAUCCCGGGCACGUAUUUGACAACAGUAAUCCCUUAUGAGAAGAAGGCGCCCUCUGUGGAAGACCUUCAAAUUCUGACAAAAAUUCUUCAAGCCAUGAGAGACGACAGUGAGAAGGUUCCAGCCUUAUUAACAGACUACAUCCUCAAAGUUCUGUGUCCAACGUAA
Messenger RNA from Knipowitschia caucasica, 1107 nucleotides. The record is from the annotation of a GenBank genome assembly. NCBI's taxonomy places the organism in Eukaryota, Metazoa, Chordata, Actinopteri, Gobiiformes, Gobiidae.